CUACGCGUGCGCAGUGGCGGAGCGGGGCUCUUUUAACCUCCUCUGCAAGCCUUGGUGUUCCCAGUUUUACCCAGCCGGGGUGGUCUUCGUGUGCCCGCACAUCGUCGCGGAGAGUCGCUGCUGAGUGGGUGCUCGACGUUCGGUUCGUCAUGGCUGGUUACGAAUACGUGAGCCCGGAGCAGCUGGCUGGCUUUGAUAAGUACAAGUAUAGUGCUCUGGACACUAAUCCACUGUCUCUGUAUGUCAUGCAUCCAUUUUGGAACAGUAUAGUAAAGGUAUUUCCUACUUGGCUGGCUCCAAAUCUGAUAACCUUUUCUGGCUUUCUGCUGGUUGUAUUCAAUUUCCUACUUAUGGCAUACUUUGAUCCUGACUUUUAUGCUUCAGCACCAGGUCACAAGCAUGUACCUGAUUGGGUUUGGAUCGUAGUGGGCAUCCUCAACUUCACAGCCUAUACUCUAGAUGGUGUGGAUGGAAAGCAAGCCCGGAGAACCAAUUCCAGCACCCCCUUAGGGGAGCUUUUUGACCAUGGCCUGGAUAGUUGGUCAUGUGUUUACUUUGUUGUAACUGUGUAUUCCAUCUUUGGACGAGGACCAUCUGGUGUCAGUGUUUUUGUUCUUUAUCUCCUGCUAUGGGUAGUUUUGUUUUCUUUCAUCCUGUCUCACUGGGAAAAGUAUAACACAGGGAUUCUUUUCCUGCCAUGGGGAUAUGACAUUAGCCAAGUGACUAUUUCUCUUGUCUACAUAGUGACUUCGAUUGUGGGAGUUGAGGCCUGGUAUGAACCUUUCCUGUUUAAUUUCUUAUAUAGAGACCUAUUCACUGCAAUGAUUAUUGGUUGUGCAUUAUGUGUGACUCUUCCAAUGAGUUUAUUAAACUUUUUCAGAAGCUAUAAAAAUAACACCUUGAAACACAGUUCAGUCUAUGAAGCUAUGGUUCCCUUCUUUUCUCCAUGUUUGCUAUUCAUUUUGUCUACAGCAUGGAUCCUCCAGUCACCUUCAAAUAUUUUAGAGAUACAUCCUAGAGUUUUCUACUUCAUGGUUGGAACAGCUUUUGCCAACAGCACAUGUCAACUGAUUGUUUGUCAAAUGAGCAGUACCCGGUGCCCAACUUUGAACUGGUUGCUGGUUCCUCUCUUCUUGGUUGUCGUGGUGGUAAACUUAGGAGUAGCCUCUAACCUUGAGAGCAUUCUCCUAUAUACGUUAACAACUGCUUUCACUCUGGCCCAUGUCCAUUAUGGAGUGCGAGUGGUAAAGCAGCUGAGCAGCCAUUUUCAGAUUUACCCCUUCUCAUUGAGGAAACCAAACUCAGAUUGACUAGGAAUGGAAGAAAAGAAUAUUGGCCUGUAAUCUACAGAAAGAAGUACUGUAAAUAAGAUGCUUGUAAAUAUUUCAUCCAUCACCAUUGAACUAAAGUGAUCUGCUUAACAGACAUGGGAACUCAGUGCAUGUGGUACUUGGACAGCAAGAAUGACACACAUGAUUUGACCUUGUGGAAUUUUGGACCUACUAACUUCCAGCUUAUUCUAUUUUUUAUAACCAUGUGACAUUUUGAUUUAGCAUAAUGUACAUUGGACAGCAAAAUGUUCCUAGUGAUUUUAGGUCCAUAAGUCCAUAAUGUUUUGGUUCAUACAGAGUUAAAGAUGCUUUGUUUUUAUUUUUAAAACCCCAAAAUUAGCUUAGGAACAGUGAUAACAUUCAGCAAACCACAAUGUUUUCAGAUUUGGUACUUAGUAGUAGGUCGUUAGCUGUGGAAGCUGACAAUAGCCCAGAUCUAAUGUAGGGGAAAGAUAAGAGCAAGUCACCUCCAGCAUGAGAUGCCAAAUGAUUACAGAACAACAUACAGUUGCCAAAUACUGGUUUCUCUUUCCCAUGGAAAUGCCUUUUGUCCUCAUGUGCUAAGAGAGCUAAUACAUAUAUUUAAAUUCUCUAGUAUUCUUGCUCUCUGUUAUUGAACCAGAUCUUGAUAAAUGGUUUAAUUUUCUUUUAAAGAAAAAUAUUCUAUGGAGACUUUAGUAGAGAAUGGAUUCUAAGUGUAGCUUACCCACUGGCAUGGUUCAUUGUUUAAAUGUGGCAUUUCCCACCCGCAACUGCAAGUUGCUGAGAUUUUUGGUGCCUGUGAAUUAUUAUGAUCUGAAUGCAUGUGACAGUUCCAGUUUUAUGAUAAUUACUUGUGAGGAAUGCAGAUAAACUUCCUUGUAAGAGAAUUUGCCUUUGGAGUUAGGAAUCUCAUGAACCUCACCGAGAAAUUAUUACUAUGAAUCUCACUAUGAAAUUAGUUUUCUGAUUCAGUUUAUUCUUCUGCUCUCUCUUCCCCUCUCUUUUUUUGAGGAGGAGAGAGUACUGUGGUUUUUAUUUCAUGUAGGAUAAAGAAGUAGAGAGAAAUUCUCUGUUCUCCAACUUGCCCACUUCCCCACUGGAAGAGAAUUUUUUAUAUACAUGCCUUACUGAGUUACAUACUCCCUUUUUGACUUGGAGUAGUUUUUGAAGUUUACGUACAGACUUAAAAAUCCCUUUUACUCUAACGUGGUUGUUUUAUAGAUCACACCUUUUCACAAAUAUGGGUAUUCUUUUUUUUUUUUGACUUUGCAUUUAGUUGGUGGUGGUGAAAUUUACUUGCUGAUUUUCUUUUAUUUUCCACUGAGUGGAGUUUGUGCUUGAAUGAAGAGUGUAUCUUAAACUCCCCUUUUUUGGAUGGAUUGCACUUGGAUAAAAUACGCACCACUAUGUUGAUAUGUAAUUACAUUCAUAAUCAUUAUUUAUCUAUGAAUGUGACCAUCAUUAAAUUUAAUUAUAAUGUAUUUGUUGAAUUUCAGUCUGCUGCUGUGUAAAAAUAACUGUAAUUAAUACUUGUUUUUUAAUCUGUAAGUUCUAAUCAUUGUCAUCCAGUUUAUUAGCAUUGAGUCAAGGAGCUAACUCAUAGUUCUGUACUCAUUUUUUAAAAUUGUUGUAAAGGUUUAGAUAUAUUUGGACACUUUGUCUGAGACAAAAAUGAACACUGAAAAUAGAUGGGAAAUUGAUGCAAGGAAAUGUGCGUAGUGAUUCCAUGUUUGUUAAUAAAUUGCCAUCAUGGAGGUCAGAGAAGGAAUGAAUUAAGAGACAGUAACUAUUUUUUGUAUGCCUUGUUCUCUGUCACCUGUAAAAUUGGAUAAAGUGUUAAUUUGGGUUGGGAACAAAACUUUGUUUUAAGGAUUUUAAGCUAAUCAUUUUACUGUUCUAUUGACCUUGUGUAUGAGAAUGAGAUAAAUCUGUAUUAUAUAAAGAAAUGAUAAAUAUUUAUAAAAUGACUUUGGAUCAUAGGCUUUCUUCACCUUGUACUGUAUAGUAAAAACAAGUAACUCUUUACUUUAGGCAUAGGGUCAUGUCCUAUAAUUUGGGGGCUGUUUAACCUCAAAGUGUGUUUCUAUUCUCUUUCUGUUGCAUCUAUUUGAAAAUUGUUUUGUGCCUAUUCUUCACGACAUAUUUCCCUAUGGUGGUAAAAAAUUAUGUCAUUGUUAGAUGAAGGAAAGGUGGUCAUCAAGGAGGUAAAAGUAAAACUGAGUAAUUAACUGUUUUGGAAUACUGUGGACUUGUGAAUCUUUGGUGACUGCUGACUCUCAUUUUUGGUUUAGUCUGCCAUCUUGAAGUGCAUCUUGAAAGCCCCCAUUUGUGAUGUAGUGAUACAGCAGUUGAAGAAGGACUUACUUAUAAAUAGCUCUGUGCAUUUAUGUCAUACUAAUUAUCAUAACAUUUCCAAAGUAUAAAAGAUAUUUCAGGCUUAUGCAUGAUAUCGUAGGGUGAGCUCACACCCCUGCCUUUCUCAGCAUACACUGAGCUGCUUUUUGGGAAGCAAUGGAUGGUUGGUCAUACAUGCAUGUUGUCUGUACAUCUCAGAAUUGAGUGCCUUAGCCAGGCCAGAGGUUUGCUUUGUAUUUCUGCCGACCAAAGUUACCUAGACCUGUAAGAAGUUUCUUUUCAUGUUAUGGAGUGAAAAACUUCUUCAUGCUUGUCAAAAAAUAAUUAGCCUAUAAUUGAAGGGGGGCCUGGGUCAGAAAAUAAUCUAAAAAUACCUGAAUAGAGUAUGUUAAUGCUGCCUUUGUGAUCCUUUAAACAUUCAUGAUCUUAGUGCACUACACAGUUUAAAGUUGCCACAAUUUACAUCAUCAUUCAUCCUUUAAUGCAUAAUAGUUGUAGUUAUGGGUUUCACUCUUAAGGGUAAUUCAGUAACUUCCAAGUAGAAAACUAACUAGUCUUCCUUGGUAUUUUAGUAAUAGCAUGGUUAAAAUACUUUUAAUUCUUAUUUUAAAAAGAAAGUUCAGUGCUGCUGAUGGUCUAAAAUGUUAAGAGUACUGCCACCAACAUGUCAUUUAUGUUAAUAUAGAGGUAUUGAGAAGAGGCGGGUUUGUCUAGAGUUGCCCAAAUUCUAAAUAGAUACCAAGAGUAUUGAUUGUGGCCUGAAGGGCAGACACCGGAGGAAGACGAAAAGGCAAAAGCAGGCGUGGUGUCCACUCUAAAGGGAAGAAAGGAUCACCUCAAUGCUUACUGCCCUUAGAGCGCAAUGUCUUAGUGCAGUGCAGAGUCCAAAAUUGCCACGACUUAAAUCGUCACCCCUUCAAUAAUUCCAGAUUCAAAUGUGAACUUGAAAAUUUCCCGUGUUCAGUUUUCAAAGAAUUAAGUUUAUUUUGUAGUUAGUCAAAAAGCAUUUGGAAUGUACUUUGCUUUCCAAAGCAGACUGAUUCUAUAACCACUGGAGAAUAAAAAGGUAAUCUGAAAGUGUUUGAAUCAAAGGUACUUUUUCCCCUUUGUAUUUUAAGUAGAAGCCUAUUUGUAAUGCUUUGUCUUCAUUCUUCACCUGGGUUUCCUUUUAACUAGUCACCAUCUAGUACAGAGAUGCCAACUUUCUUUAUUACCCUUAGAUCUUGCCACAUUCAAGUCCCCUUGAUUGCCUUAGAUUGAUGGACUAGUCAAGGACUGGAAACAUGGCAGAGGGAACAAAGUAAACCUGUUGAGCUAAAACGUUUGACUUUGGGUCUCCAAAUAAACCAAAAACAUAUAGAAAUCUUUGUUAAAUCAUGUGUGCAGCUUGGCCUUUGUCUCUGACCUCAGUUCUGAACUUAAUUGGGCAUUCUAUGGGAAGUUUGUGAAUGAAGUCAGACUAGAAUUUUCUUUGUCCUAUGAGGUGUCUUUGUGAGGCAGCAUGCCCUUUCUUGAACACCUUGUGGGUGAAUAACCUUACCAAGUUAGCUGCCAGUACUAGAACCUUCCAGGAAGAAUUUUAACUAGUAUGCUGCAUUUGAAGCACUUUGACAUACACAUUUUAAGUAACAGUUUUAAAAGUAAAAUGGUGUUAAAUUAAUCACUGUGACACUUGAAAGUGUGAUGCUUUGUACAUUUUAGGAAGCUUAAGUAAAUUUCUGAUUUUCCUUUAUUAAUUAUGUAACCCAUGUAAUUUGUAUAGUUUGCUUUUCAUCUUUUGACAGUGGUACAAAUGACUGACAUACUGUUAGGAAGUUACUUUAGGUAUAUGGUAAAUCAUGGUUGUCUAACUUCCACAGAAAGUGGCAGUAUGUUUACUUGCCUGUGUGGAGCCAUAGCAAUUGGCUUUAUUGUCUAAUUCAUUUCUAGUGUUUCUACAGUGCAAAAUAAACGUAAUCUUACUUUUUAUCUUG
Molecule: messenger RNA, 5641 nt
Organism: Manis pentadactyla (Chinese pangolin)
Lineage: Eukaryota; Metazoa; Chordata; Mammalia; Pholidota; Manidae
Gene: SELENOI
Product: selenoprotein I
Exons: 10
Biological process (GO): phosphatidylethanolamine biosynthetic process
Cellular component (GO): endoplasmic reticulum membrane; Golgi apparatus
Molecular function (GO): ethanolaminephosphotransferase activity
Source: RefSeq, a predicted model, not a curated record